Vicugna pacos (alpaca) is the source of this 803-nucleotide messenger RNA. It is a transcript of the gene ATP5MC3, whose product is annotated as ATP synthase membrane subunit c locus 3. Gene Ontology annotation, molecular function: proton transmembrane transporter activity. Gene Ontology annotation, biological process: proton transmembrane transport; proton motive force-driven ATP synthesis. NCBI's taxonomy places the organism in Eukaryota, Metazoa, Chordata, Mammalia, Artiodactyla, Camelidae. The record is from RefSeq and is a predicted model, not a curated record.
AGUUGUUACAAAGUGACCUUGAGCGUCUUCCCGGCUGCGCCCGAUUCCCCGCCUUCUCCAUCCGGGUGCCGCGGCGCGGAUAAGAGGCGGACCGCGCCUGCGCGCUCAGCCCCACUCCUUCGACCUCUGCCGCCGCGGUCGCCGCCACCUCUAGGGAAGAGAGGAAGCGGGAGAGGAGCCCACCUCGCCUGUCAUCCAAGUUCUCCAGCCGCGCCGCCCCCUAGAGUGCAAGAUGUUCGCCUGCGCCAAGCUCGCCUGCAGCCCUGCUCUGAUCCGAGCUGGAUCCAGAGUUGCAUACAGACCAAUUUCUGCAUCAGUGUUAUCUCGACCAGAGGCCCGGACUGGAGAGGGCUCUACGGUAUUUAAUGGGGCCCAGAAUGGUGUGUCUCAGCUAAUCCAAAGGGAGUUUCAGACCAGUGCAAUCAGCAGAGACAUUGAUACUGCGGCCAAAUUUAUUGGUGCAGGUGCUGCAACAGUAGGAGUGGCUGGUUCUGGUGCUGGUAUUGGAACAGUCUUUGGCAGCCUCAUCAUUGGUUAUGCCAGAAACCCUUCGCUGAAGCAGCAGCUGUUCUCAUAUGCUAUCCUGGGAUUUGCCUUGUCUGAAGCUAUGGGUCUCUUUUGUUUGAUGGUUGCUUUCUUGAUUUUGUUUGCCAUGUAACAGAAAUUACUGCUUGAAAUGUUGGCAUUCGUAGUAAUUAUGGAUAUAAUUCUGUGUAUCUUACUGUGACUCCGAAAACUGUAGUGUUGGUGUCAUGGAAAUGUACGUUAUUUCCAAAGUCAUUUCAUUAAAGAUGAAAACUUUA